This is a messenger RNA of Suillus bovinus, 882 nucleotides long. RefSeq lists its product as uncharacterized. NCBI's taxonomy places the organism in Eukaryota, Fungi, Basidiomycota, Agaricomycetes, Boletales, Suillaceae. The coding region runs from base 1 to 882 and encodes 293 amino acids. The transcript is spliced from 12 exons. The record is from RefSeq and is a predicted model, not a curated record.
AUGCUUUCAACACCUGUACUAUAUCAUGGAGCCCGUGUUGUACGAGUGUUCCAGUUGCCACGCCUGGACUCUCAGCCAGCAUUUCUGGAUUCACAAGAGGUACAGACACCACCAGCCCCCGCAGCGGAUCCAGGACCACCUGUAUCAACCUCCUUGGCUGCCAGCUUUCUUAAUUUGAUUCAGGAACAUUUUCAGUGCCCGAUGGUUGCCCACUCACUUAUGGGUCAGAUGUUGGGACGUCCUACCCAGAACUUUGUUGUGUCCCUGAUGGAAGGAAUCGCCCGGGAGUUCCGAGACACUCCUCCCGAAAAUCCGGAAUUAAGGUCAUACGCUUGUGGAGCUUUGCGAGAUGAUUGGCAACGAAGAAACAGGGUUGGUCGUCUCCUCAUACAUGACAUCCAGCAACUCCGAGGUCCACUGACCCCCACAGAGGCAAGCCGUAUGGUCUUAUUGGCCAGACUUCGUCUACAGGGGGAAGGUGUUGGUUCAGCCCAGCUCCCGAUUCUUAGCACCGAAGACCCAAUAGAAGUUGGAAGGUUAGGUAAACAGCGUCUGGUUGCCGUCGAUAAGAUAAGGGCGGACGAGGGCGGGAUAAGUCCUGAGAGAACAAUGAUCUCCGCACCAGCCGUUGUCCUGAAGCACCACUGGGCCUCGCUGAUUGUGGGGGGUACUUGGAAUACGCGAUUGGUCUUUCAUCUCAUUCUUCAAGAACUCUGGACUGACACGCGACGGAGGCGUGUGGCGGGCGGUAUUGUCGGUGAUACGAUGCUCGCGAAUUUCACGAGGAAGCUCGCCGAAGUCGACAGUGUGGUCGAUGGUGAUGCGGGGCCGAGCACCGUGACAGUAGGCGUCAUUAUUGGAAGUCCGAUCGAGCUGGGAUGA